GCCUCAACGCAAUCAGUGUACAAACACAAACCACACUGGCAAUCAUUAGCACCCAGCUACAGGCAUUGUCUAAACCGGAAUGGCAGUGUGUCAAUUAGUGUGGGAUUUGUCACAGUUGUAGCACAGAUGUUUUGACAAUGAGCAGGAUCAGUCAGACAACGUAAGAGUAGCAGGACACACGCAACCAGCUUAAGGACAGUGAACAAACCAUACUGACAUACUGUGCGAUAACUUUUGGGUAGUACUAGUAAACUAAUUUUAGCGGCGUUUCACUGCAUUUCACGGACGGUUUUACCAAGUCAAGUGCAUGAUAACCUCAUCAAACGAGCCAGGAACGUCAAGUAACGCCAUUAGGUGGGAAAUGAAGACAGGUUGAAGGAAGCGGCGGGGACUCAGACAGGUUGAAGGACCCGAUCAUCACGCGAAGAGCAGAACGACAACCUCGUCGCUUCUCUCGCCAGGGGGCGCCGAUGCUGCCUGCCGUCACCGAUUGACGCGCAUCACGCUCGCUAUCACGGACGCACGUGUCCACCACCAGAGGUCUCUCUCGUGUCAACGAUCGCCGACGCAGCACGCCACCAGGGGUCUCUCGUGUCAACGAUCGCCGACGCAGCACGCCACCAGGGGUCUCUCGUGUCAACGAUCGCCGACGCAGCACGCCACCAGGGGUCUCUUGUGUCAACGAUCGCCGACGCAGCACGCCACCAGGGGUCUCUCGUGCUUCGACGUGGCAACCCGUCCGUGACCUUGAACACGACCCUUCGAUGCAACGCGCCGCAAACGACCGGAGACGCAGCAGCCUGCCACCAGGUGGCCUCGCCGGCGCAUCGUCGUAGCGACUGCGGCGUCUGACCAGCAGCAUCAUCAGCAGCGGUCGUCGGCGGCGACGAUGUCUCGUUGUUUCGCGUGUCUGUGUGUCGCCAUAGUGCUGCAGUGCCUCGGCAUCGAGUCCGGGGCCGUGCGUCUACUCCCCGUCUACUGGAACGCGUCGAACCCGAUCUUCCGUCGCGACAACACCGACCACGUGUUUGACGUUGCCAUCGGCGACGCGCUGGACAUCGUCUGCCCGCGCUACCCGCACGACUUCCCGGCGGAGGACGCGGAAUACCACGUCGUGUACCAGGUGUCGCGCGAGGACUACUCAGCGUGCCGCGUCACGCCGGGCGCCGCGGCAACGAGGCAGCUGCUCGUCUGCAACCGGCCGCACGAGCAGCGCACGUACACGCUGUCGUUCCGCGAGUUCACGCCCGUGCCGCGCGGGCUCGAGUACCGGCGCGGCGCCGACUACUACUACCUGUCCACGUCUAGUGGCGCCAUCUCUGGGAUGCACGAGCGCAGCGGCGGCGCGUGCGCGGAACACAACAUGCGCGUCGUGUUCAAGGUCUGCUGCGAAGCGACGACGACGACGACGACGACGACGGUGGCGCCCCCGCCGCGGCGGAGCGCCGCGCGGGACAAUGCGACGAUCGCGGCGCCGUCGCGGCACGACGUGACUGCCGAGGGCGUCGCGGCGACGACGAACGCUCUUGUGUUUUCGACGACGAAGAAGUCGCGAGCGGCGCCGGACUCGCACAAUGACGUUCUCGCGCGGAAAGCUGCGGCGGCGUUCCUGAACGCGGCGAGGCCGGUGGCGCCAUCUAUAGCGCUGGUGUGCGUGGCGAUCGCUCGCGCGCUGCUAGCGCAUGCAUAGAACAUGGACGUCGUCGCCCGCCAUCUACGCACAUCCAUGUAUUUAUGACGAGACUGUGGCGCCCCCACCGUGAAACAAGUGAGCGUGUAAAUGUGGCCUGUAAAUUUUGACGCGCUGAUAUUCGUCAGGACGGAUAAUCUUCUGUACAGAGAGUGAACGAACGUGUGCUAUAUUAUUUCAUGGAAUUCCUCACGUGUGAGCGUUACCGUGGGAACAAGAGGACAGCGUUACAUAUUCGCAGACGCCUGCAAACUUUCUGUGCGUACGCCGCGUUCAAACGACGAGAAUCGCACGCAAACGGAAAAUUCUACAAGCACGUGAUUAUUAACACGGUCGUGUACGUGUGAAUGAGUGGGGUGUGAGGGAGAUUGAAGGGGAGGGGCCGAGCCCCCAGUACUGGUUCGUGUACGUGUGAAAGAAGGGGAGAGGGGGGAGAGUGAUAGGGCCUAUCCCCCAGUAAAGUUCGUGUGCGUGUGAAAGAGGGGGAGAGGGAGAGUGAGGGGCCUAGCCCCCAGUUAUGUUCGUGUGCGUGUGAAUGAGUGGGGAGAGUGAGGGGGCCUAGCCCAAUACGGUUCGGUGUUUUACCGCGUUUUAUUGCUAACGGUGUGUCAACGACAAUGAGAUCACAGGCCCCUGUGCGUGAGAUUUUAAACCCUGACAGCAUUCGCCCACCUCCGCCUCGGUGCGGGGUGUGUGUGUGGGGGGGGGAGGGAGAAUUUCGGGCUUGAAGUCAGAAAUCAAUAGAUGUUACGAUAAUUUAUAUGACAUGCUUGAGUUGCUGCGCAUGCGUGACACUGCCAAGCACUGUCACACUUGUAUGUAUGUAUAACUGUAUUGUGAAAGCACUGUCAAUAUAAUUUUUUGAAUGGA
This is a messenger RNA of Priapulus caudatus, 2560 nucleotides long. RefSeq names its product ephrin-B1-like. Gene Ontology annotation, molecular function: ephrin receptor binding. Gene Ontology annotation, cellular component: plasma membrane. Lineage: Eukaryota; Metazoa; Priapulida; Priapulimorpha; Priapulimorphida; Priapulidae. Bases 890 to 1690 code for a protein of 266 amino acids. The transcript has 2 exons. The record is from RefSeq and is a predicted model, not a curated record. Gene Ontology annotation, biological process: axon guidance; ephrin receptor signaling pathway.